Messenger RNA from Phaedon cochleariae (mustard beetle), 1760 nucleotides. The record is from the annotation of a GenBank genome assembly. Lineage: Eukaryota; Metazoa; Arthropoda; Insecta; Coleoptera; Chrysomelidae.
CGAGUUGACAGCAAGUUCAAAUCAAGCAUUGCAUCGCCUUUACCGAUCAGAGUGAUAUUAAUGAACACUGACAAUGAACAUAAGACUGCAAUAUAUUUCAGUAGCUGUAACGAUAUUGUUACGAACAGUAUCGAGUUCCAAGAUCCUGGGUGUAUUUUUCAUGCCAUCGAAAAGCCAUUUCACGCUAGGAAACAGCCUAGCUCGAGGUCUAGCUGAAGCAGGACACGAUGUGACGCUCAUAAACCUCUUCGGAGACGAUCAACCUCUUCCAAAGAAUGGUUCCUACAGGGAUAUUGUUUUAACUGGAUUACUAGACGAUUUUCUAUCUUCAAGGAAGAUUAGUCCUACUGAAAUGAAUACCAGUUCCUUCAUGCAACCAUUCAUCUUCAAUACGAAGAUGCUAGGACUGAUAGAAAAGGCAAUCAAACAUCCCGAAUUUCUCAAUCUGGUGAACUCUAACGAAACAUUCGAUGUUGUUAUUGUGGAACAAUUUGCCAACGAUGUUUGCAAAUAUCUCGCUCCAUAUUUCGAUGCUGAACUCAUAGUAUUUUCCCCAAUUGGCACUUAUCCUACCAUCAACAAUAUGGUAGGAAACCCCACCAUGGUAUCUUUCACCCCUGGUGCCUUCUCAAAAUAUCGUGGACGUAUGAAAUUCUUCGACAGAGUGCAUAACACUUUGAUAUACAUCCUGGAAGAAGUUUUGCAUGAGUUUGUUUUCUUACAAAACCAAGAGAGAUUACUUCAUAAAUAUUUCUCAAACAGUACAAAUAUCCGUAAUUUAUUCUACAACGUAUCAUUGGUGUUACUGAAUAGUCAUGAGAGUAUAUGGCAGCCUGUUCCCCAAGUACCUAAUAUGAUCCAGAUUGGAGGAUACCACGUUCAGCCACCGAAGAAAUUGCCCAAGGACAUUCAAGUAUUCUUGGAUAACGCAGAAGAUGGCGUGAUUUUCUUCAGUAUGGGUUCGUAUUUGAAGAGUACAGAGUUUCCUGUGAGUAAGAGGAAUGCAUUGUUGGCAGCAUUCGCUCAACUGAAAGAGAAAGUAUUGUGGAAAUGGGAGGAUGAAGUACUCCCAGGACAACCAAGUAAUGUGAAAACUGCUAAGUGGUUACCUCAGAAUGACAUCUUAGCUCAUCCCAAUGUGAAGCUAUUCAUCACCCAUGGCGGUCUGCUCAGUUCCAUCGAAACCAUCUAUCAUGGAGUUCCAGUUUUGGCUUUUCCAGUAUUUGGUGAUCAAAGCACUAACGCCCACAAUGGUUUCAAGAACGGAUAUGCCCUUGUUCUGCCCUUCAAGGAUCCAGAUUUUUCAGAAAAGAAAAUAUAUUCGCUGCUCAGAGAGUUGUUGGAUAAUCCCAAAUAUCGAGAGAACGCCAAAAGAAGAUCCAUGAUAUUCCAUGAUCGUCCCAUGAAGCCAAUGGAUGCGGCGGUAUACUGGGUGGAAUACGUAAUAAGACACAAGGGUGCUAGACAUCUGAGGGUGGAUGGUCUGGAUAUGCCUUGGUAUCAGUACUUCCUGGUAGAUGUAAUCGCUUUUUUAUUUAUGUCCUUAUCGUUAGUUCUUUCAGUUUUUCUCAUUUUUGUGAGAUUGGUUGUGAAAUCAUUGACCGGAAAGUCGAAAAAAGUUAAAAGGAGUUGAAACAUAUAGAGAUAAUUGAAUAUGAAUUGGAAAGUUCGUGAGAUCAGCUUAAAAGAUGGAUGUUAGAAGGUUCUGAUUGAUUUUCGGAGUACACUGAGGAAAGAAUGUAGCCAUUACUAAAAAUAUA